UUAAAAGGUUCAAGAAGCAUAACUUGUCAAAGUAACGGAAGCUGGUCUGCAGCGAGUCCAACCUGUGUACAUCUCGGUAAGUCUUAAUCCUAAAGCAUGUCUGUCAGUUCUAGAUCUGUUUACUUCGAAGCCGCUUGAGAUGCGGAGCACGCGUCCCCUUCCCCACCAUUUUGUCCAGUACGUUGGGAUGACAAUUCCGUGGUUAAGGGCCUAUCCACACGUAUAUAUUCGGAUUCGUUUGUGUAAGAUCGUAGUCCGAAAUCGUUUGUAUCCUGGACACAUUUUGUUAAUAAUACGCCUUCCGUGAGUGAUUUUCGAAGAAAUUAAGGAGAUCUGGAAAUGUUUAUCUUUUUUAUGCUCAGUGGUUGAUUUUCUGGUAUGUUCAUAUUGGAGCAUCCAAAUGGAGAUGGAUAAUUACAUUGUUUAGCAAAAUUAAUAAAUAAUGAAAUAAAUAACAUUGUAUUCUACAUUUUCUUUAGCAGUUGCAUUUUAAGAGGGUGUUCGGUUACCGUUCGUCAUGAAAACACUAAAAAUUUAGCGUGAAUCGUGAGGGAAAAAUACUGUUUAUCGUUUCAGAACACUUUUCAAAGAUUUACCGUUAAAAUAGGAAAAUGUUAGCCUUAUUGUUACCGUUAAAAACCAAAAUUUUUACCGUUUACUGAUUUUCAGACCACCUCAAUCUAGACCCUCUUUUCAGAACCCCACAAAUGGAUGUUGAAUAGCGCAUUUUGUGUAGAACUGUACCUCCAAUAAGAACAUAAUUUAAUUUUAGCGGAUAAAGUUCAGUAGUAUUAGCGCAAUACUAAUUGACACCAUUCACAGAGACAAAUAUAAUGUUGAACUGAGCAGAACAAAUGAGCGCGUUGACUAAAAUACCACAGGUGUUGCAUUUUGUUUUCAGGGAAAAAUUGUCCGGACCCUGGAAGACCUAGAAAUGGUGAUGUGAAAGGAUUGUUUGGGUUUGGAGAGAAAAUUUAUUACACUUGUGAUGAAUGUUAUGAAUUGAAAGGUCCUGCUGAUAGACAAUGUCAAGCUGAUGAGAAAUGGACUGGCACUCAACCUACAUGUGAAUGUAGGCAUAUUUUGGGUGUCAUUUAUGUUGGAGAAAGUGCCUAUGGCUAAUGGGGCAGAUUUCCAUCAACAUUUGUAUAGAUAUCGUAUUUUGCAGACAAAACGCACUUAGCUUAUGCAUGGGUUAUCAAGGCCUUUUUUAACUAUAAUAACUGGGAGGACAUAACUCCCCUGCCCUCCAAUUGUGCCCCCGCACUCAACCAUUUUGAUCCCUCCCACACCUUUUCUCUAAAAUACUAGAAAAAUGUUGGAAGAAAAUCAUCUGGUAACUGAAAUUUGCGUUGGUAAUUUUAUGUCAUGUCUUUUAACUUCAAAUAAUUCAAUGUCUUUUUAAAAAUGCUAAACGUUAACAUUGUGUUGCAAAUACCUUACAUUUUGAGCCUAUUGAUUUGAGUUGUCGGAAGGCCAGGCUAAACAAGUUAGUGGACACGUUGGGGUAUUUACAUAAACAUACCACUAAUUAACUGAAGGUUCGGUCUUUCUGCAGUAUAAUGUUACGCUGUAUAAUCCAAAAACAUGUUUCAGAAAACGUACGAAAUGCAGUCCUACGGGUGGAAAAAUACAACAUUUUUCCAGCACAAUUUUGUCAACAACAACCACCCGACAUCCCUCUACACUUUGUAUAGUAUGGCAAACGGACGAACUCUCAAAACAGACCCGGCCCUGAAGGUUAGCGUGGUAUAUUAUAAUCUCUAAGGAUAGUUCUCUGUCAAUAAGGUUACCUUAUGCGAUUUAGGCUUCUUUUCCAAAGUACACUUACAUUUCUGUAUAUCGGCGGCGUUCAAAUGUCUUGUGGGCUCCUGCCAAGAAGCUUGCCCUAUUUUCCGUUUUUGCCCUAUUUUUCACAUUUUGGAACACCAAUAACUCGAACACCGCUUGAAAAUCAAAGUAAACGUUUAAUUUGCACGUUUAUGCAAACGGAUUACUAACCUACUAAAAAAUUUCUUCAACCGAUUUUUAUAAAUGACUAGUUAUAUUAAUAUAUAUCUUUUUAUCAUACAGCUGUAAAAUGUAGCUUCCUUCAAAAUCCAGCCAAUGGGUAUGUGACCUCCAACUCACAGCAGUGUAACAAUACUGUACAAUACCACUGUGAUUGUGGCUACCGUUUGAAUGGAUCACCGAGGAGACGUUGUCAGAGAAAUGGCAUGUGGACAGGAAACGAACCAGUUUGUAAACGUAAGGACACAGACUAUUGACCAUGUUCCUAGCCAGUGCGCUAAGUAGGGGCGUCCCCCUCCUCGGAAACAGUCAAAAUCGUAGGCUUGUUUUUAGAUGUUCGGUGCAUGGCAGGGAGGGGGGUGACUGCUUCCCAUUAGCGCACUAAGUUGCAACCGGUAAUGGGUGUUUUGUUGAGUCGGGCCUUUGUAUCAUGUAUACUCUGCGCCAAGGCUGACAUAUAGUAUAAUGUAGAAAACAGAUGGAUUAUAGGUGACGACCGACUAUGUAAUAUACGGUCCGUCUAGUCACUAUGCAGACGGACUUACUCGCGGAUAAUUUUUAUACACACAAUACGCCUGUGUGUAUACUGUAUGUUACGUACUGGACGAAACACAAAAAACAUCGCUAUCGAUCUUGAGCAGAAGCGAUAGAACGGUAAGCCCCUGCCCUCUAUUUAGCCCCAUACUCUAUUAAUUAAAUUUCAAGAACACAAUGCUGUGUAUAAAAUGUUCUCUUAUAUACUGUAUAUGGAAAUUAUAAGAAAAUUUCUCCAAAUGCUUCUCGGCUGACGAUUCUCCUUUUAAGCUAUAAGGACCCCCAGCUUGCAGCAUUUCGAGCACUUCUAAUAACCCUCUUGUCCUGAACCACUGGAAAAAUAAGCCCAUAGAUGGCUGCUGAAUAGAGGAAAUACAGUAUUAGCGUUAAAACAGUACGCUUCAAUUAUUCAACAAGAUGAUGCCGAAUAGACAUUAUCUUCUCCAUGCACUCGUUCGUAUAAACAUGGAAAAAAGACCUUCGCUGAGUUUCCAGAUGCAUCCUGGUUGAAUAUGUGUCGACCAGGGCUUUUUUGAGGAUUUUUCCGUGGGAAGGAGGGAUCAUUUUUGAAAAGGGACCUUUCGGUGAGAUAAUAUUUUAGAGGGGGAUAGCAAUGGCUGAAGGCCACGUGUAUGGCCGACAUACUACGCAUGAAUAGGGGGGUCUGGGGGCAUACUCUCUCAGAAAAUUUUUGAAAUGUGAAGCCCGGAAAUGCUAUUUCCUGCAUUCCGAGCAUCCAAAUUUGCUUUAAAAUUUAUGCCAACUUUACUUGUAUUUGAAAUAAAAGAAGGAAAAAACGCACGUAACACAAACGUAACAAUUUAAAUCGAUUUUGUUAAACAGAGACAAAGGAAAAAGCCUAAAACUGACUUGAUGUUUAUCUAUUUGUUAUUCUUCGCUGGUUUGUUUGUAUAAAUUUUUGAAAAAGAGGGGCAAAAUGUGAUUUCAUGGUAGGGGGGGGGGCACAAUGGGGGAUGGAGGGGGGGCAUUUGCCACACACACCAGUUUGUAUGUCUAAACAGGCCCUGGUGUCGACUAUGACUAUGGAUGAUGUGUUUUAGCUGUUCGAUCAUUAUUAAGAUGAUCCAUGCAUAUACUGUAAGGCCAGUAGAUAUUACUUAAAUUAGCAGUACAUCAGAAUCCCGUUGCAAUGCUCUAACAAAUUGAACUACAACAUCCAGUUUAUAAACACUACCACAAAUUCAUGUAUAUGUAUAAAGAAGUGAUGGCAGUAGAAGGCCAGUUGGAAAAAUCUCGUAAUUUUUGGGCAUGUAUUUCGAUAAAACAAAUAGUAUAUGCGUUCUCGUAACAUGUAGUUGUAUUUCCUCAUCUGUUUCUGGUUAUAGGUCUAAAAUUGUAUGCAAUUUACGUUCGAAAAUUCCAUUUACGAAAACUCAUACUCUAUUUAUUGUGUUCUACCAACCAGAUGCCCUAAAUAUUGAUAUUUAAUACCCACUAAAGACUUAAAGCAGUUUUUUCUUACAGUUAAAAUCUGCCAAGAUCCAGGCACACCACGGAGAGGUAGCAAGAAAGGAAAUCUACAAGUUGGACAAACGCUCUACUACUCGUGCGAUCAGUGCUACCAACUUAGAGGUAGCCCAAAUAGAACAUGUCAAUGUGAUCUAAGCUGGUCGGGACGCCAACCCAUAUGCACUGGUGAGCUUAUUGGUUUCAGUUUUGCAUUUUUAUUCUUGAGUUUUCAGUUUUUAGCAACUUUAACCAUGGCGGUUGGGUGUCCCCCUCUCCUCCGCCCGUCCUAAUCUACAGUACUACUCUUGUGAAAAUCUGAUAUCCGUGCAAAAAAUAGGUGCAGGAAUGCUAUUUCUGGAAUAACAAUAAAAUAUGUUACGGGUUUUCGGCGUUAUAGACUUUCUUCAAAACUCGUCUCGGAAUGCGAAAUCUGGAAAUGCUGUUGUAGAGAACAAUGUUGAAAUUCAAAAUUUCUGUGGUAGAGAGUGCCCGUCGGACACCCCUAGAGUUAUUAGUGUUCGUGUGUUUGGAAUUUAUGUUUGCUUUCUCCCCACUCCCACUGCCAAAGUCACGAACCUGGUUGCAUGUGGCACUGUUAAAAUUAAAGAAAAUUUGCUUUGUAUCUGUCCAAAUGGAAUUGAAUUACUUUUUGGAAAGUUAGUCUCAGUCUGAAAUCCUGUAUUGGACAGCCCCAGUUGCUAUCAUAUUUUACUGAAAUACAGCAGUUUCACUGAAUAGUUAUAACGCACCAACAGUCACUCAAAUUUGGCGUAAAAUCUAUCAAAUCUAUGGGCAAAUUUACUCAAAUUGUUUAGUACAAUAUGAAAUUACUCUUUCUUUGAACUCUAUAUAAGGUUCGCUUUACUAAAAAAUAAUUUGCUGGUAAAUUUGAAUAAUUUUGCUCUAUGAUUCACUGCGGGUGCAUUAUUUACGCAACAAUUUUUUUAGUCAAAUUUGUUUGCCGUUUCCACUGUUUUACGACAUUUAGCCGUGCGAUGCAGCGGGUUACGUCACCCUACAAAUGGAAGAAUAACUGAAUAUUCAAGGUACUGCGGAAGAAAACAAACACAAUUUCUAUGUUAUUCUGGCUAUCAGUUAAGAGGUUCAAGAACAAUAACUUGUCAAAGUGACGGAAGCUGGUCUGCAGUGAGUCCAACAUGUGUCGGUAAGUUUUAUUCCUUAAACAUUUCUUUCAGUUUUAGUUAAAGGCGGAGCACGAGUCCCCUUCCCCCACCUUCUUGUCCAGUUCGGAUAACAAUUCCGUGGCUAAGGCCCCGUCCACAACUAUUCGGGUUCGUUUGUAUCAGAUCGUAUAGUGCGAAUUCGUUUGUGUCCUGCAAACAUUUUGUUGUGGAUGCGGCUUCCGCCAGUGAUUUGUGAAGCAAAUGGGGGGGGGGGAUGUGGAGUCCUCCCCCAGAUUAUGUUUAUAUUUUUGAUGCUCAAUGGCUCUAUUUGGCAUUUUUAGGCUGGCGAUUCCACUGGGAAAUCGACAAGCACAUUUUUGGCAAACUUAAUAAAUAAAUAGAUGUAUGAAUAACAUUGUAUCUUAAGAACUACUGACACAAAUGGAUUUUGAACGGCACAUUUUGUGUAGAACUGCACUUCCUUGAAAGAGCAUCAUUUAGUUUUAAAAGAUUAAGUAUACAGUAUGGCGAUGAUAAAUGUAAAUUGCAGUUGAACAGAACAAAUGAACGUGUUGACUAAAAUACCAUAAUUAUGUUGCAUUUUCUUUUCAGAAAAAAGUUGUCCGGAACCUGAAAGCCAAAAAAAUGGGAUUGUGAAAGGAUUGUAUAGCCCGUUCAGGAUUGGAGAGAAAAUUUAUUACUCUUGUGAUCAAUGUUAUAAAUUGAUAGGACCUGCUAAUAGACAAUGUCAAGCUGAUGAGCGAUGGACUGCCACUCAACCUACAUGUGAACGUAAGUACAGGAUUACCUUUGUUGUCAUUUAUGCUGGCGAAAUUUUACCAGGGCAAACCUGCAGAUUUUCUUCAAAAUCCAUGUUCGUGAUAUCGAAUUUGUAUACUUUUAAAGCGCACUUUAUUAUUAUUAUCUUUUUCUUUAGCCAGGAUACCCACAUCACCACUGACAGUGUUUUUCAGUGGGGUCCUGCAAUUAUAAAUUAGAUGUACCAUACUGAAAACGUACAUCUUUUACAAUUCAUGUACGGUAUAUAAUUAUCACUUAUUUACUGAGAUCGAGGGAAACAGUCUUCAAAACACGCUGCUUUCCCGAGGUCUCAGUAAAUAAGUGUUUUGUUAUAUAGUAUACAGUAUAAGUGUCAAAGUAUAAAUAAUUCACCGGUUAUUGGAAUGAACUUAAUUUGAAACCAAAACUGGAUAAAUGGAACGCCGUAAAUGUUUAGUAAAAAGUUUAAAAAAUGAAUUUCGGAACUUCAUUGUUGACACGCAUGCGCAUUGCACCUAUUUUAUUAUUGACCGGUCAAUAUAUGUUUGAUUGUGGACCGGUUGCCGAACAUGACGUUUUGUGGACCGGCACGUGACACGGUUUUGACCAAUCGGCAAACAGAAAAAUUGAACGUUGGCACUAACUAUAUAACAAUACAAUUUACAUGAAUAUUUGUAUAUAUAGGCUAUAGCAAGUUAUAGCAAGUAAAAUUUGAGGGGAGUCAAGAAGUAACAUGAAAGAGUAGAGGAAAGGAAACACAGUGGAUAAAGAAAAAGAGAAAUUUGAACAAAACUAAAGAAAGAAAGAUUUGAAGACAGAUGAUAAAGAGAGGUCCACUGCCACAUGCUAUGCACACUGUGUCUUUUUAAUUAGGUCUUAAAGUUAGAUAGAGAUUCAAAAUUUUUAAGUUCAUGCAGGUUCAAGGUUAUUAAAGUCUACAGAAGCUUUGUAUGUUGAUCGACGUUUUGCUUUGUUUGUCUUGUUGGAGAUUGAUUAACAUAUAUAUAUAUAUAUAUAUAUAUAUAUAUAUAUAUAUAUAUAUAUAUAUAUAUAUAUAUAUAUAUAUAUAUAUAUAUAUAUAUAUAUAUAUAUAUAUAUAUGAAAUAAAGUACAAAACAAAAGAAACAAUAAAUAAUAUUAUAAAUAAAUUAUAAAUAUUAUAAUUAUAAAAAAAUAAAAUGUAUCUAUUUAUUAAAAAAAUGUAAAUAAAUAAUUAAAUAAAUAAAUUAAAUAAAUAAUUAAAUAAAUUUAAAUUUUUUCAUAAAUAAUUAAAUAAAUUUAGCUGUACUAAAAAGUAUUGAGCAAUCUACAUUAUAUCAAGAAAACUUGAAUUGUUAUAUAUAUAUAUAUAUAUAUUGCUCAUUGUGAUAAAAAUGCACUGUCACUUUUCCAUACCUUGUAAAUUUAUUAUAUAAAACGGCUUAUAUAGCCUCGUUGAACUCUUCAAGUGUUGACAUCUCGGAAUCAUUUAAAGCGUUAAAUGAUAUAAAAUAUCAUCUGACUGUAAUCACAUGUUUAAUUGAACAAUUUCAAAUGUUGUUUCCUCAAAAAAAAAUGGCGAAAAAAGCCCCCAAACUGUCGAAAAACCACGAUUUGCAAGAAACAGGCGAAUUUUGCAAGAAACGGCACAAGAUCUCCCAGGCGCUCCUCAAUUUUCGAUGCCUCAAGCCCAUAACUCCCUGCGCUUGUUCGUCGCGGUGCACUACUUCAUGUAAAGCUUUCAUAUAGUGACUCGCAUGAAAUUUUUUAUUAGCGCCUGGGGACGAGGCAGAUAAAUAAGGUACUUUUUGUUCAUCGACAAGUAAUAAAUGUCUAAAAAUACGCAUCUAAAUCGUGAAUUUUCCAUUUUUUGAAUAAUUGUCUUGAUAUAGUCGGUUACAAAUUGUUAUUGUUUAUUUAAUCCAAAAUAUUAAAUAUGACUAUAGUGAAGAUAUGGAAAAUAUCUCGCUGUGCAUUUUUCAGUAUCUCACUCUCUACUAUAUAAUAAAUCUUUCUAUCUUACAGCUGUCACAUGUAGCUUGCUUCAAUAUCCAGUCAAUGGAUAUCUGACCUUCAACUCACAGCAGUGUAACAGUAUUGUACAAUAUAAUUGUUGGUAUGGCUACCAAUUGAAUGGAUCACCCAAGAGACGUUGUCAGGGCAAUGGCACGUGGACAGGAAACGAACCAGUUUGUGAACGUAAGGACACAGAGUAUAUACUACCUAGAAGUCCGACUUCUUGUCGGCGGUUUUGAUGUCGGCUAGUGUAACCGGCCGCCAUGUUCCUAGCCAGUGCGCUUGAUGGGAGAGGCCGUCAUCCUCCUCGAAAACAGUCAAAUUUAUAGGCUUGUUUUAGACGUUUAGCGCAGCGCAGGAGGGUAAAUGCCUCCCAUUGCGCACUAUCUUGCAGCCGGUAACGGGGAUUAUACCUAAUCGGACCUCCAUAUUAUCUAUACUCUGUGGCACGACUGGCAUAGAGUAUUCUGUAGCAAACAGAUAGAUUAUUCGUGACGACCGAUUAUCUAGUAUACAGGCCGUCUAGUCACUACAAACGGCUUGCUUGCGGAGUUUGUUUAUGUAUAUAAUGAUUUAUUAAAACCUCCAGUCUAAAGCCACUGGGAAAAAAUACGCCCGUAGAUUGCUGCUGAAUAGACGAAAAAGCGUAGUGGCGUUUCCACAGUACGCUUGAGUCAUUCAACGAGAUGAUGCCAAAAGGAUAUUGUCUUCCCCAUUGAUAGGUUUGCAUAAACAUACACAAUAAAAUAUUCGCAGACUUUCCAGACCUUACCUUGUUUGACUAUAUGUAUCGACUAUGACUACGGAUAACGUUUUUCUGACCAGUUCAAUCCUUAAUUGAAGGUGAUCCAUUUACCGUAGGGCCAGUAUAGACACCAAUAGUACACAUAAAUUUUUUGGAGAUGGAAUUUUCGAACGUAAACUUCUACACACUUUAAUUUAUAGAACUAGCGAUUCGGCCCUGUGAUUCCGUUGCAGCGGUCUGACCAACAGAAUCCAGUUUCUGAGCAUUACCACGGAAUGAUUCAUGUAUAAUGGAGUGCUGGCAGUAGAAGGUAUAUGGAUAAAUGUCGAAAUUCUGGGCAUUUUCCAUUGCUUCUCGUAGAUGGAAUUUUCGAACGCAAAUUUCUAUACACCUUUAGAGAGAUGCAGCGGAAUAACAGGACCACGGGUUCGAUUCCUGCCAGACGGCUUCUACUGUAGUUCCAUUUCUCCCAACUGUUCCUGCUUAGGUGUAAAAGUGGAUAAAAUAUAUUUACGUUCGAAAAUAUCACAUACGAAAACCCAUUAUACCCUAUUUGUCCUACGAAGAUUGAGACUUAAACAACCUCGUACCCAGGGUUUUUUGCUCCCGCGGUUGGAUGGUCAGCGAAAAAAUCCCUGGCAUUGGCUGGUCUGUUUUGCAACUUCAUUGGUCAAUGAUUUUGAAUGUAAGUAAUCAAAAUUCUAUAUAUUACCACAUAUUAAUAUGAUUGAAUUUUGAGUACUUACAUUCAAUAAUAAUUAUUUUGGUGGAACUAUUUGGUCCAAAUUAGCUAAGUCUUAAAGUUUGUACAUUUUGUAUAAAGAAGUAUUUACUUCGGUUCAACAUACAUUUCUCACAUGCGUCGUUUAUACAUCUUUGAUUUCAAGAAACAUACAGCGUGAUAAUCAAAUAAAGAUUAUGAUACGAAUAUGUUUGCUCAUAACACGAUUUAUAUAAAGCAAAGGCUGAAGCGGUUUGGUUGUUCAUUAAGAAUUUAAUCACAGGCUAACCAGACCCUGAAUAUGUUUAAAAGUCAUCAAUAUGACGGGCUAUGUUGCUGGAUGCAGAGGUGUAAACCGAAUAAAAUCAACUUAUUUUGUUUCUUUCUCACCGAUAACGCUGCAUUAAGAGUGUUUACUUAUAAUAAUUAAAAUGUAUGUAAUUAUUCUAUAUACGUACUUAUACGCAUAAAUUAUCAUAAUUGAACACCCCAAGUACUGGAGAUUUUGAAGUUAUGUGACCGGCCGAUACCAGGGCCAUUUUCGUUGACCGGAAGCAAAAUGCCCUGGGUACGAGGUUGAGACUUAAAGCAGUUUAUUCUUACAGUCAACAGUUGUCAAGAUCCAGGCACGCCAUGGAGAGGAAACAAGAAAGGAAUUCUACAAGUUGGAAAAACGCUCCACUUCUCAUGUGAUCAGUGCUACCAACUUAAAGGUAGCCCAAAUAGAACAUGUCAAUCUGAUCAUAGCUGGUCGGGUCGUCAACCCACAUGCACUGGUAAGCUUCGUGGAAAUCACUUUUUCGUUUUUACUCCUGAGUUUUCAGUUUGCAGCAAUUUUCUACUUUAGCGCCGAAUGAUUUCCAUAAAUUAACAGUGGAAUAGCCAUGGCGGUUGUGUGAGUCUCUCGUCAUAACCGCCAGUACUGUUCUUGUGAAAAAAUGAAAUCCGGGUAAAUGUGAGGAGGGGCUAUGUCUGGAUUAACGCUGAGAUAUGUUAUGGGUUUCGGGAUGAUAGUCUUUCUUCAAAACUCGUCUUAGAAUGCGAGAAAUGCUGUUCUAUAGAUACCCUGAUUCCAGAGGUUUAUUUUUAUUAUUUUCAUUGCGAAAGGGAGAGGAAAAAUAAACCUCUGGUUGAAAGCGGCAAUUGAUUCAUCGAGCUGCGCCAAUCAGUUUGAAUUAGGGUCAGAUCCUGACUCUGUCUCUUGAUUGGAUGAUUGUAUUAAAGCUCUCUGAUUGAUUCAAAUAAAACAUCUAUAACCAAUCAGAGAGCUUUAAUACAAUCAUCCAAUCAUCCUAAUUCGAACUGAUUGGCGCGGCUCGAUGAAUCAAUUGCCGCUUUCAACCAGAGGUUUAUUUUAAACCUGUGGAACCAGGGUAUUCUACAGACAACACAGCUGAAGUUCAAAGUUUUGUAUUUGUCCAAAUAGAAAUGAAUUAAGUUUUAGAAAAUAGUCUCUGAAAUCCUGAAUUGGACAGCCCCAUAUGCUAUCGUAUUUUACUGAGAUACAGUAACACUGCAAAUAGUUCCUGAGUAUAAUAAUUAUACCAACAGUCACUCAAACUUUGCGUAAAAUAUCUCAAAUUUAUGAGAAAAUUUACUCAAACGUUUUUAGUAAAAUUUCAAAUUUACUUCAUCUUUUGAGUUUAAGAUUUACUUUACUAAAAAGAAUAAUAAGAUAAUUUGCACAUAAAUUUGAAUAAUUUUACUCAAUAUUAUGAGUCACUGUUGGUGUAUUGUUUUACGCAAGAAUUUUUUAGUAAAAUUGUUUUUGCAGUAUUCACUAUUUUACAAUAUUUAGCUGUUCGAUGCAGCGAGUUGCAUCACCCUACAAAUGGAAGAAUAAUUGCAUAUUCAAGGUACUGCGGAAGAAAACAAACAGAAUUUUUAUGUUAUUCUGGUUAUCAGUUAAGAGGUUCAAGAAGAAUAACUUGUCAGAGUGACGGAAGCUGGUCUGCAGCGAGUCCGACCUGUGUCG
Messenger RNA from Paramuricea clavata, 11354 nucleotides. Lineage: Eukaryota; Metazoa; Cnidaria; Anthozoa; Malacalcyonacea; Plexauridae. The record is from the annotation of a GenBank genome assembly.